AUGGAAAAUUUUCAUGUUCUUUUUCUCUCUGUUUUCUUCUCUUUUUCUUUGUUUCAUGGAGGAAUAGCCAGAGCUGUCAAAUCCCAAGGUGGAUCGGAAGAAUGGGGUUAUGUUCAAGUCAGACCAAAAGCACACAUGUUUUGGUGGCUUUACAGAAGUCCUUACAGAGUUGAACAACCUUCCAAGCCAUGGCCAAUCAUUUUAUGGCUACAGGGUGGACCUGGUUCCUCAGGAGUUGGAAUUGGAAACUUUGAGGAGAUUGGUCCAUUAGACACUUACAUGAACCCAAGGAAUUCCACUUGGUUAAAAAAAGCUGAUCUUUUAUUUGUGGACAACCCAGUUGGCACAGGUUACAGCUUUGUGGAGGAUCCAGAGUUGUUGGUGAAAACAGAAGAUGAGGCAGCAACUGAUUUAACAACUUUGUUGAUGGAAUUAUUUAACAGCAACGAAAGCCUCCAAAAGAGUCCUCUGUUCAUUUUUGCAGAGUCUUAUGGAGGGAAAUUUGGUGUCACUUCUGGAGUGUCAAUUCUAAAAGCCAUUGAAGCUGGAAAACUGAAGCUAAAACUUGGUGGAGUCGCAUUGGGAAAUACUUGGAUCUCACCAGAGGAUUUUGUGGUUUCUUGGGGGCCUCUUCUGAACGAUGUUUCACGGAUAGACAACAAUGCUCUGGAAAAAUCAAACAGUCUAGCUAAGAAGAUUAGCCAGCAACUCAAAGAUGGUCAAUAUGCUGAAGCAACAAAUACUUGGAUUCAGCUCAUGUCAUUCAUUGAAGCCAACAGCAAUACAGUGGACUUCUACAAUUUCCUUAAGGAUUUAGAACCAGAACAUUUAACAGCUUCACCUUUCGCCAAUGGAAUUUUUGCGGUUAACAGACACUCAAGAUAUCAGAAAAAAUAUUCAAGAUACCUGAGUUCCUUGAGGGUUUUUCUAGGCCGUGAUAGGCCUGAUCUUGUUAGAUUGAUGAAUGGUGUCAUUAAGAAAAAGCUGAAGAUCAUCCCAGCUAAUGUCUCAUGGGGAGUUAAUUCAGCUGAUGUUUCCUCACAUAUGGUGAGUGAAUUUAUGAAGCCAAGAAUUGCUGGGGUUGAUGAGCUCCUUUCUAAAGGAAUCAAUGUCACUGUAUAUAAUGGGCAACUUGAUGUGGCCUGUGCAACAAAGGGGGCUGAAGCGUGGGUUAGUAAGCUCAAGUGGGAAGGACUCCAAGAUUUUCUAAGCAAGGAAAGAACUCCUCUUUACUGCAAGGACGAUGAAGCCACCAAAGGCUUCAUCAGAACAUACAAAAAUCUGCAAUUUUACUGGAUUCUUGGGGCAGGUCACUUAGUACCUAUUGGGCAGCCCUGUGUAGCAUUAAACAUGGCUGGUGCAAUCACACAGUCGCCAGCUGCUGAAGAUUUUUAA
This is a messenger RNA of Durio zibethinus, 1395 nucleotides long. The record is from RefSeq and is a predicted model, not a curated record. NCBI's taxonomy places the organism in Eukaryota, Viridiplantae, Streptophyta, Magnoliopsida, Malvales, Malvaceae.